AUGGCAGAUGUGGAGGGGCCUGGCAGAGGCAUGGCAGAUGUGGAGGGGCCUGGCAGAGGCAUGGCAGAUGUGGAGAGGCCUGGCAGAGGCAUGGCAGAUGUGGAGGGGCCCGGCAUGGAAUAUAAAACUCAUGUGAAAUACUGGUGCAGAUUGUAUAAUGUGAGUUCAUGCCCUCCCAUAGUACGCAGUGACUCUCCACAGGAGGGUAAAGUGUCAAUCAGAGAUGAUCCUGACCAGCGAGUCUUCACUGUGACCAUCAACAAUCUGACAGCUGGAGACUCUGGUACCUAUUUAUGUGGUGUGGAGAUCAGUGGAGGUUUAGAUGUUAUACCAUCAGUUUUCCUGUCAGUCACUGAAGGUGUGUCCACACUGAGCAGAGUGACUGUACAGAGAGGAGGAUCUGUCACCAUCCCAUGUUUCUAUGGUGACAGAUAUAAAACUCAUGUGAAAUACUGGUGCAGAGGGGAUUAUAGGGAUUCAUGUACUCCCAUAGUACACAGUGACUCUCCACAGGAGGGUAAAGUGUCAAUCAGAGAUGAUCCUGACCAGCAAGUCUUUACUGUGACCAUCAAUGAUGUGACAGCUGGGGAUUCUGACUACUACUGGUGUGGUGUGGAGAUCAGUAGAGGUUCAGAUGUUGGAGAUCAGGUUAAACUGUUGGUUACUCAUGGUUCCCCAUGGCUCUCAGUGGACAAACAGGAGGCGACGGGUGUGGAAGGAGACAGUGUCAGUGUUCAGUGUCGCUAUAGAAACAAUGAAAAUCAGGUGUUGUGGUGUAAAUUCUGGGGCUACUGUGCAUCAAAGAGAUCUGGGAAUUUGGAUGGGAGGCCUGUCCUGAUCAGGGAUGACAGAGUAAAUAGAGUCUUCAGUGUGACUAUGAGGGGACUGGAGAGGAAGGACACUGGCUGGUACUGGUGUGCAGCUCAAGACGAACAGAUCCCAGUUCAUAUUACUGUCAAACAAGGAGAGAAUAAUGAAAACCUGAGCUUGUUUCUGUAUGUAGGACUGGGCUUAUUGGUGCUGCUGUUGAUCAUCAUCAUCAUCACAUGGAAAGUGCGGGACAAACACAGUGAAUAUCUGCUGAUGCAGACGGUAUAUAAGUGACCCGACUGUCUGAGCAGUGAUGCAUGUCCCUCUGCACUCCUAUAGGGAGCAGCUAAAACUUCAUGCUUUUAUCCUUUUCCAAAGAUGGCUGGACAGGGGCACAGACAGUAGCAUUCAGACACACAGGUUAUACAAUAACAUUAAAACACAAAUUGUGGUCACAGCCUUUUUGAGAACACAGAGUAAAACACUAUACUAUUUUAGUUUUGUAAUUUGUUUUUUAUUCUGAUUGUUCUUAUUCGUUGUGUAAUUCUGUGCGGUGUCCUUGUGUGCUCUGAA
Paramormyrops kingsleyae is the source of this 1383-nucleotide messenger RNA. NCBI's taxonomy places the organism in Eukaryota, Metazoa, Chordata, Actinopteri, Osteoglossiformes, Mormyridae. The record is from RefSeq and is a predicted model, not a curated record.